Hylaeus anthracinus is the source of this 1131-nucleotide messenger RNA. RefSeq lists its product as uncharacterized. The transcript is spliced from 3 exons. Gene Ontology annotation, biological process: NADH dehydrogenase complex assembly. NCBI's taxonomy places the organism in Eukaryota, Metazoa, Arthropoda, Insecta, Hymenoptera, Colletidae. The record is from RefSeq and is a predicted model, not a curated record. Bases 512 to 1120 code for a protein of 202 amino acids.
GACGUACUAAAGUGAUUACAAGUGAUUCAUGCAGAAAAGUAUUUAUUGGUAGUCACGUUGCACGUCAUUAUCUUUUUAAUUUAGCGUAUCAUAUAAUUAUAUGUUACGCUAUGGUAAGCUAUCACUGCGAAAAUAUACGCGAUAUCAUUCAGUUUUAUUAUGUUAAUAAUAUUUCCUGUAUAAUUUCAUUACGAUCUUUUGUUAAAGGUGACUAGGUAUACAGAUUUAUAUAAAUAUUGGAAACUUAAGAAUUCAAUAACAAAGCUUCCCAUAACAAUUUUUCGAGUCUUAAUUGGUCUUAACAUAAUGUCAGUGGAUACUUCAAUUUUACCGCGAGAAUUUUGUUAUAUAAAUGCGAUUUAGAAAUACUGCGCGUAGAUUCUUUCAAGUCCUUAAAUUAGACGUAUGAUGUGUAUAAGAAAAGAAACAGUUUACAUUCCAUAAUAAGUCAGUGUGUCUUAAUAAGAUAACGAAUUAAUUUCACUUUGAAUCUAUUUAUUUUUGCUCGAUAAUGACUUUUCAAUGCAUUUGUUAUAUGUUUAUUAUUAUUACGACACUUCAUUUGACAAAAGGGAACAGAGAGAUACUCUUUGACUUUACAACUAUGGACAAUGUGGACCAUUGGCAAGAGAUAUCUGAUACUGUUAGAACAGUAGGAAUGUCAAAGGGUAUUUUAGUAUUGCAAACAACUCAAAUUUUCCAACGUGCUGUAUUUUUUACCCUAUUGAAUCCUCAACCAAAUGGUGCUGGCUUUGCAGGAGUGCGAACAAUGACAAAUUUAAACUUAUCAAACUUUAAGUAUAUUGAAAUCACUUGUAGAGGACAAGGUAGCAAUAGUCAUUACAAAGUUGUUCUGAGGCACAGAGGUCUUCACUCAAACAAAGAUAUAACAUAUGAACAAUUUUUCAUGGCACCAAUGUCAAAUAGUACAUUUUCAACUGUUACAAUGCCUUUGAGCAUGUUUAAACCAUAUUAUCGUGGACAAGAAAUACCUUAUGCAGAACCAUUGGAUACUUCAAACAUUACAAUGUUUGGUUUACAAGUUUAUGGUGGAGUCUAUUUACCAAUUAAACAAAAAGGUGUUUCCGCGUUAGAAAUAGAAAAUAUUUUUGUAUCAUAACUUUUAUAUGA